AUAACCAAAGCGCCAUCUGUCCAUCGGCCACUCUGACUGCGCUCCGACGCAACAGGCAUAUCGUCGCUUCAGAAGAGUGUCAGGUUUCUUCAGUGGACAAAAUGAAUGUACAGUUAUCCAUAACGUUUUAAUAGUUUUGAUUUAGUUGUGAUAUUGCCGUGCGUAAAGAUGGAAAACUCGACCACAGUAGCGAACCAGACUUUGGGCGAAUGGACUGACACCAGCAUCCAAUACAAAGUGGUCAGUACUUUUUUACUCUUCCUCAUCUGCGCUUUGGGGAUGGUCGGAAACGUGAUGGUGAUCCUGGUUGUGUUGACCACGAAGCACAUGCGGACCCCCACGAACUGUUACUUGGUUAGUUUGGCCGUGGCGGAUCUGAUGGUUCUUAUAGCGGCAGGUUUACCCGCGAUACCCGACAGCAUCUUCGCUUCGUGGGUGUUCGGACACUACGGCUGCCUGUGCAUCACAUACUUUCAGUACCUCGGCAUCAACGCGUCCUCCUGCUCCAUCACUGCGUUCACAAUAGAGAGAUACAUCGCCAUCUGCCACCCGAUCAAAGCCCAAUUUCUCUGCACUCUUUCUAGAGCUAAAAAGAUUAUUGUGGCCGUCUGGGUUUUCACAUCCCUCUACUGCGUAAUGUGGUUCUACCUGUCAGACAUACAGGAGCUGGUUUACGACAAUGCCAUCAUUAAAACUUGCGGCUACAGAGUUUCCAGGAAGUAUUAUUUGCCAAUUUACUUCUUCGACUUCGGCGUCUUCUUCGUGUUGCCUUUACUACUGUCCGCGGUGCUGUACGGACUCAUUGCCAGGAUCCUGUUCUUGAAUCCGUUACCGUCGAACUCAAAGGACAAGAAGAAGAAGAACGGACAAGCCAACAACCACGCUGCCAACAACAACACGAGCUGCAAGAACUCGCGCCACUCCAGCUCCACCGCGACCUCCCGCAGACAGGUAACCAAGAUGCUAGCUGUGGUCGUGAUCCUGUUCGCGAUGCUCUGGAUGCCCUACCGCACUCUAGUAGUGGUCAACUCCUUUUUAGACAAGCCCUAUUUGGACAACUGGUUUCUACUUUUCUGUCGGGUUUGCAUUUAUCUCAACAGCGCCAUCAACCCGGUCAUCUACAACGCCAUGUCACAAAAGUUUCGCGCCGCCUUCCGAAAGAUUUGCGGCUGCGGUAGGAAAGGGUCUGACAAACCAGCCGCCUACAGUGUCGCUCUAACAUAUAGCGCUGUUAAGGAGAGUUCAAUGGUAGAAAGCACGGAUCACUACACAACUGAAUUAGAGGAGCUAACAGUUAACGAUGAACUGCUAGCCGAUCAGAAAAUGUUGUAUCCAGACACUUGUAUUUACGGUAGGGCUGACUUCAACAGCGCUUGAAAAUCAGUGUUGGUUUUAAUAGAUGUUUUGAAUAGAAAUCAAACAGUUUGAGUGACUGUUGACAUUUAAGACACCUACCACAUGUAAACACUAUUACUGACAAUAGUGUGGAAAGGCAAACAUAGUUAAACGUAAUGAUCUUAGACAAUAUUGAACAAGUACAGAUAGCGUUUAGCUGGAUAGUGCACGAUUGGCUAUGUCUGAUAGCUUAACCUUUACAAAUAAUGGAAAUUUAUGUGUUUAAGUGGCUAUGACAUCUAGAUAAUAACAUGUUUUGGAGCUGUAUUGCUGGGUUAUCCUGUUUAGCCUGACGUGAACCAUAUUGUGAAGUAACAGAGAAAAUAGCACACCAGGUAUUACAGUGGUAAGGAUACAGUAUAGUGGCAAGACAUGAGUUGAACCAGUGACUAUGUAGUUCAGGGGUAAUUGCUCUACCUGUUGAGCCACAAAGUACUAUAUUGCAUCACACAGGUUGACAGUUGAUCUGUGUGAGUACUGUUGAGUGGGUGUUAUGAUGAUAUAUUCAGAUAUUCAGGUAAUAAGUUGGGAUUAAAAAAAUAAAUUAAAUUAAAUUAAAAUAAAAUAAAUAAAUGGGUGUUUCAAAUGCUGUAAAGAACCAACAUUGAAACAGGGAUUUGGAUAUCUAUCGCACAUUUGAUUUAUUGUUUUCAUUUUUACUAGGCUACCUCUCAUUGUUGAAAAGAUGAACUGACUUGCACCAAACAUAAACCCACAAUAUACAACAGAAGGACAGAAGAUGAAACUUGUAUUCCACAGUUUGGGUUGAGACCACGUACUCACAGCUUUGUCAACUGUACAAAUGCAGUGAAGGCUUUAAUCUUUGUAGAAAAUUAGACCUAGUUCUAAGAAACGCAAACAAAUAUAUAAAUAUUUAAGAUUUACUGUACAUUGGAUGAUUCAUUCUCUGUUGACUAAUGUCACAGCGGCCAUUAGGGGCACCACCUCAAAAAGACAUAAAAGCUCUGUAUUCUGGUGGGACAGAAAAGCUAACUCAAGUUAGACUUUAUUCUGAGUUUUGUUUUCAUACAAUCUGACAAAACAGAACUGACUUAGCUGCAACUACAACAGGUGAGCUGAUUUGUGCUGUGCUGCAUUAAACAAGUCACUCUCAGAUUACAUGGUCAAAGAUAGCAUUAGCAAAUGUCACUGAAACCUUUCAGUAGUUUAGAAAACAAUGAGUUUUUUAAUUCCAAAUAAAAUAUAGUACCCUAAACAAUCUCCACCGGCAGACACUUCCAAUAACUUAAACACUCCUUUUGUUAGUUAGACUAGAUUGAUGAACUGCCUUGCCUAGGGACACAAUAACAAAGUUGAAGCUGGGAUUAAACCUUGGAUCUUUUUAAUAAAGGGGUCUACAUUCAAUCCUCUGU
Messenger RNA from Periophthalmus magnuspinnatus, 2768 nucleotides. RefSeq names its product thyrotropin-releasing hormone receptor b (gene trhrb). The record is from RefSeq and is a predicted model, not a curated record. Gene Ontology annotation, molecular function: thyrotropin-releasing hormone receptor activity. NCBI's taxonomy places the organism in Eukaryota, Metazoa, Chordata, Actinopteri, Gobiiformes, Gobiidae. The coding region runs from base 169 to 1377 and encodes 402 amino acids. Gene Ontology annotation, biological process: phospholipase C-activating G protein-coupled receptor signaling pathway. Gene Ontology annotation, cellular component: membrane. The transcript has 2 exons.